Molecule: messenger RNA, 1711 nt
Organism: Crotalus tigris (Tiger rattlesnake)
Lineage: Eukaryota; Metazoa; Chordata; Lepidosauria; Squamata; Viperidae
Gene: RASD1
Product: ras related dexamethasone induced 1
Exons: 2
Coding region: 117-953 (278 amino acids)
Molecular function (GO): GTP binding; GTPase activity
Source: RefSeq, a predicted model, not a curated record
CUCGGACGGGCAGAGUCGAGCCGACCCGUCUAGCUUGCGCGCAUCUCCUCCGCAGCCUCCUCCCAGCCAGCUCUUAGCCGCGCCUUUACGCCUCCGCUGCUGCGCCGAUCCUUCCAAUGCGCCUGGCGGAGAUGAUCAAGAAGAUGGGUCCCGGCGAGGUGGAGUUCAACAUCCCGGCCAAGAACUGCUACCGGAUGGUGGUGCUGGGCUCGUCCAAGGUGGGCAAGACGGCCAUCGUCUCGCGCUUCCUCAGCGGCCGGUUCGAGGACCAGUACACGCCCACCAUCGAGGACUUCCACCGCAAGCUCUACAGCAUCCGCGGGGAGGUCUACCAGCUGGACAUCCUGGACACGUCCGGCAACCACCCCUUCCCGGCCAUGCGGCGCCUCUCCAUCCUCACCGGAGAUGUCUUCAUCCUCGUCUUCAGCCUGGAUAACCGGGACUCCUUCGAGGAAGUCCAGCGUCUGAAGCAGCAGAUCCUGGAGACCAAGUCUUGCCUGAAAAACAAGACCAAGGAGAACAUUGAAGUUCCUCUGGUUAUUUGUGGGAACAAAGGCGACCGGGACUUCUACCGGGAGGUGGAACCCCGAGAAAUUGAGCAACUGUUGGGCCAGGACUCCAAAAAGUAUCCCUAUUUUGAGAUCUCUGCCAAGAAGAACAGCAGUUUGGACGAGAUGUUCCAGGCGCUCUUCACCAUGGCCAAACUUCCCAACGAAAUGAGCCCAGAUUUGCACCGCAAAGUCUCUCUGCAGUACUGUGAUCUGUUGCACAAGAAGACCCUCAAGGGCAAAAAGCUCCUGAAGGACAGCUCUGGGGAAGGGACUGGGGAUGCCUACGGCAUUGUGGCCCCCUUCGCUCGCAGGCCCAGCGUCCACAGCGACCUCAUGUACAUCCGGGAGAAGGCCAUCCGAGGCGGACAGGCUAAGGACAAAGAACGUUGCGUGAUCAGCUAAAGGCUCUUCUCUCUGGUCUUCGGACCUCCCUGACCAAGGGGGACCAAGAAGCUCUUUGGUAGCCAAACUCUGCCAGCCCUUCUGGGAGGCACGCAAGCCUCGGGCUGUGGAAGACAGGGCCUCCUCACUCUCCACGGGGAACCCUUGACUAUUUUCCUUUUAGCAGGAGUUGGAGGCAAGGCUGGACCGUCCAGCUAGGACCCGGAACUGGAGAAAAAACAUUGAAGACUCAGUGGUUGGAAGGAGACCUUCUGUGAAGACCCUCUGACUAUGUUUGUGGUCAAAAGACUGGGGGGAAACGGGAGGGGGGAUUUGGUUGUACGGGAGGCAGCCGCUAGCUGAACUCCCCGACUUUCUCAUGGCUGUGUCUGUGAUGCUUUCGAUGUGUUGCCUCUGAGCAUGUUGAAAAGUUUUAAUUUGCUGCUACUGCUGCUGACAAUUGUCCAUGGCUUGUCCUCUCCUUCCCCUUCACCCCCAUUGUGUGGGAGCACAGAAGGAGGGGAGACUGGUGGGGAAGCUGUUGGAAAAGUGAUCCUGUUUACAGCCCUCCUCCUUUUUCAUGGACGUUUGUUGACAAACGAGCAAACCAACCUACAACCGCAUUGCAUUAAAGCCAACAGGCACUUUAUAUACAUAUGUAGAAUUAUCGGGUUGAUUGUCAAGAUUGGCAUCUUGUUUUUACGAUGUUUGACACUGGUUCUUUGUUAUAUUUGGGUGAGGUUUUUUCUAUGAAAUAAAACUUUUGAAAAAUACAACAA